CACUGCACCCACUGCACCCCCAGAGCUCUGUGGCGUCGGAGCUCUGUGCAUUUCACGGGGAGCCGGGGAAGUUGAGGCGCCCUGGGUCACCGGUGCGCAGCCCGCGAGCGCGGGAAACUCGCAAGAGCUACUUCUGGCUCUGCAGCGCCUCCCGCCGGCCGAGGCACCGCCCCGCGGCACCGGCGCGCAGCCAGCCUCCAGCAGGGAGGGCAGCCGGGACCCCGCACCUUUCCGCGAGCCGCCCACCCUCGGCUCGGGAGUCGCGUCUAUACUGAGGAGCGGGGGCGGGGCUGCGAACUGCAGUUGCUAUUAAGAGUUUUGGCCAAUCCGCUGCCGGCUCCACUUCUCCUGGCCAAUAGGAAGUAGCCUAGGGCGCAGAGGCGGAAAGUGCGGCCACACGAACAGGCUUGGCAGCCAAUCGGCCGCUGGCCUCGGUUCGGCGCUCCAACCCGCGCGGAGAGCGGGCCUGGGGAAGGCCGGGGCGGCUGUCAGGCUAAAGUCCGGCUGGCGGGCGCGGCGGGACGGCGGCGGCGGCGGGACGGGCCCUGGAGAUGAGCCGUGGUGCCGCGGGCUGGUGCUGUCUCGUGCUCUGGCUGCCCGCGUACGUCGCGGCCCACGGCUUACGCAUCCAUGACUACUUAUAUUUCCAAGUGCUGAGUCCUGGGGACAUUCGCUAUAUCUUCACAGCCACGCCUGCCAAGGACUUUGGUGGUAUAUUUCACACACGGUAUGAGCAGAUUCACCUUGUCCCCGCCGAACCUCCAGAGGCCUGUGGGGAACUCAGUAACGGCUUCUUCAUCCAGGACCAGAUUGCUCUGGUGGAAAGGGGGGGCUGCUCCUUCCUCUCCAAGACCAGGGUGGUUCAGGAGCAUGGUGGGCGGGCUGUGAUCAUCUCGGACAAUGCAGUUGACAAUGACAGUUUCUACGUGGAGAUGAUCCAGGAUAGUACUCAACGCACAGCUGACAUUCCUGCCCUCUUCCUGCUCGGCCGAGAUGGGCCCUGUCUUGAAUAUCCCAGUCAAGGGGCAAAAAAGUUCUCAGGUUCUGGAAACUCCCAGAGUAACAGGCAGAGGGCAGUGUUGGGGUGCUGAGAAAGUGACUGCUCUUCAUGCCCUCCCAGCUACAUGAUCCGCCGCUCUCUGGAACAGCAUGGGCUGCCAUGGGCCAUCAUCUCUAUCCCAGUCAAUGUCACGAGUAUCCCCACUUUUGAGCUGCUGCAACCUCCCUGGACUUUCUGGUAGAAAAGCUUACCCCAGGUACCAGCCACAGGUGACUCACUGGGAAGAAAAAAACUAAGAUUCUGCCGUUUGGAGUUUGGAGAUAGACUGAGGACAAGUAGAGCCAGGGAUGGGACAGGGAAGCCACACUAGUGGCUUUCCCUUCCUUAGGGCCUGCAAGAACAUCUCAUGCUCCAGUAAGAGCCAAGAACCAGGCCCAAGGCAUCUGGGCAGAAUUUGGAACAAAAGGUGCUGAAGGCAGGCGGCCUUGUCCUCCGCUACCUGUCACACACCAGUUUUUCAGCCUCCCACAGCCCGGACUUCCUCACAGUGACUCUUGUAGCUCUUGCUGAAGUGGUUUAAGAAAUAGUUAUUCUGGGCCGAAGGAUUCUCUACUCUUUAGCAAUAAAGGUAAAUAAAGCUCGUCAGGUUUGUACCUGUGUCCUAA
Messenger RNA from Microtus oregoni (creeping vole), 1665 nucleotides. RefSeq names its product protease associated domain containing 1 (gene Pradc1). NCBI's taxonomy places the organism in Eukaryota, Metazoa, Chordata, Mammalia, Rodentia, Cricetidae. The coding region runs from base 552 to 1091 and encodes 179 amino acids. The transcript is spliced from 5 exons. The record is from RefSeq and is a predicted model, not a curated record.